Molecule: messenger RNA, 938 nt
Organism: Mugil cephalus (flathead mullet)
Lineage: Eukaryota; Metazoa; Chordata; Actinopteri; Mugiliformes; Mugilidae
Gene: polr2h
Product: RNA polymerase II, I and III subunit H
Exons: 6
Coding region: 225-677 (150 amino acids)
Biological process (GO): DNA-templated transcription
Cellular component (GO): RNA polymerase I complex; RNA polymerase III complex; RNA polymerase II, core complex
Molecular function (GO): DNA-directed RNA polymerase activity
Source: RefSeq, a predicted model, not a curated record
UUUUCAACCGGAAGUACUUCUCGUGUCGGAGGUUGAGCACAUUGUUCCUGCGCGGUACAGUUGGUUUCAAAUAAUAAUGAAUGAACUUUUAGGCUAAUAAGAUACCUAUCCUCUACACGAAGCUUUCGUUUACCCGGAGCGAAAUUGAGUUACCGCGGCGCCAUUGUGUUCACAGUAUAAUAUAAAGAUCUUCAUCUUAUUUGAGUUCUUAGACUGGCGCAGAGAUGGCUGGCAUCCUGUUUGAGGAUAUCUUUGAUGUGAAGGACAUCGAUCCAGAUGGCAAGAAGUUUGACAGAGUCUCUCGUCUACAUUGUGAAAGUGAGUCUUUCAAGAUGGACCUCAUCUUGGAUGUGAACAUUCAGAUCUAUCCUGUUGAUCUUGGUGACAAAUUCAGACUGGUUAUAGCCAGUACGUUAUAUGAAGAUGGAACACCAGAUGAUGGAGAGUACAAUCCUCAGGAUGAUCGGCCAUCAAGAGCAGACCAGUUUGAUUAUGUAAUGUAUGGGAAGGUUUACAAGAUUGAGGGAGAUGAGACGUCAACUGAAGCUGCCACACGUCUCUCAGCCUAUGUGUCUUAUGGAGGCCUCCUCAUGAGGCUGCAGGGAGACGCCAACAACCUUCACGGCUUUGAGGUGGACUCGAGGGUCUACCUCCUCAUGAAGAAGCUGGCUUUCUAAAACCGAGCUGUGCUCACCCGCCCACCUGGUUUCUACCACUGCUGCAGUCAACCUUGAAAGUCACACUGAACUGGGUGCCGAAAAUAGUCCAAUUCCCAAAUCUGGAGCACAAACAGACACAGAGUACAUGGGGACGGUAGAAAACAUAUUUAGUUUUUUUAUUCCAUUUGACUCAAAAGAGAUGGACUAAAGACUGUAACACGCAAGAACUGCUGCAACUGCUGGCAAACUGUAAAUAAAGAUUUCUUUUAUACAACAUGA